Trichechus manatus latirostris (Florida manatee) is the source of this 621-nucleotide messenger RNA. RefSeq names its product ATPase H+ transporting V0 subunit c (gene ATP6V0C). Gene Ontology annotation, biological process: proton transmembrane transport. Gene Ontology annotation, molecular function: proton-transporting ATPase activity, rotational mechanism. The record is from RefSeq and is a predicted model, not a curated record. Gene Ontology annotation, cellular component: proton-transporting V-type ATPase, V0 domain; membrane. The transcript is spliced from 3 exons. Bases 5 to 472 code for a protein of 155 amino acids. NCBI's taxonomy places the organism in Eukaryota, Metazoa, Chordata, Mammalia, Sirenia, Trichechidae.
AGACAUGUCCGACACAACGGGCGUCCCCGAGUACGCCUCCUUUUUCGCCGUCAUGGGCGCCUCGGCCGCCAUGGUCUUCAGCGCCCUGGGUGCCGCCUAUGGCACGGCCAAGAGCGGCACAGGCAUCGCAGCCAUGUCGGUCAUGCGGCCAGAGCUGAUCAUGAAGUCCAUCAUCCCAGUUGUCAUGGCCGGCAUCAUCGCCAUUUACGGCCUGGUGGUGGCUGUCCUCAUCGCUAACUCCCUGAAUGACAAGAUCUCCCUCUACAAGAGUUUCCUUCAGCUGGGCGCAGGCCUGAGUGUGGGCCUCAGCGGGCUGGCAGCCGGCUUUGCCAUUGGCAUCGUGGGGGAUGCUGGCGUGCGAGGCACUGCCCAGCAGCCCCGGCUAUUUGUGGGCAUGAUCCUGAUUCUCAUCUUCGCCGAGGUGCUUGGUCUCUACGGCCUCAUCGUUGCCCUCAUUCUCUCUACAAAGUAGCCCCUCUUCACGCACAGCAGCCACAGAAUACAGUGUAAAGACCACCCCCCUCCUCAUUCCAGAAGAACAGCCCGACACACACGCACGGGGCCGCUGACCCCUCAGUAGCUGGUCUUGUAAAUGCGCAGUGUCUUAGUGCCCAUCGUCUG